AUGACACCAGUGAUGGUGCAGAAUGUCCAAGUGACAUCGUCACCUCUGGACAGUGUUACACCUAUGACACCUGUGAUGAUGCAUGAUGUCCAAGUGACAUCGUCACCUCUGGACAGUGUUACACCUAUGACACCAGUGAUGAUGCAUGAUGUCCAAGUGACAUCGUCACCUCUGGACAGUGUUACACCUAUGACACCUGUGAUGAUGCAUGAUGUCCAAGUGACAUCGUCACCUCUGGACAGUGUUACACCUAUGACACCAGUGAUGAUGCAUGAUGUCCAAGUGACAUCGUCACCUCUGGGCAGUGUUACACCUAUGACACCUGUGAUGAUGCAUGAUGUCCAAGUGACAUCGUCACCUCUGGACAGUGUUACACCUAUGACACCUGUGAUGAUGCAUGAUGCCCAAGUGACAUCGUCACCUCUGGACAGUGUUACACCUAUGACACCAGUGAUGAUGCAUGAUGUCCAAGUGACAUCGUCACCUCUGGACAGUGUUACACCUAUGACACCUGUGAUGAUGCAUGAUGUCCAAGUGACAUCGUCACCUCUGGACAGUGUUACACCUAUGACACCAGUGAUGAUGCAUGAUGUCCAAGUGACAUCGUCACCUCUGGACAGUGUUACACCUUUGACACCUGUGAUGAUGCAGAAUGUCCAAGUGACAUUUUUACCUCUGGACACUUUGGAAACACCUAUGACACCAGUGAUGGUGCAGAAUGUUCAAGUGACAUCGUCACCUCUGGACACUUUGGAAACACCUAUGACACCAGUGAUGGUGCAGAAUGUCCAAGUGACAUCGUCACCUCUGGACACUUUGGAAACACCUAUGACACCAGUAAAUCCCAACAAAUGCAUGAUGCAGAAUGUCCAAGGGACAUCGUCACCUCUGGACACUUUGGAAACACCUAUGACACCAGUGAUGGUGCAGAAUGUUCAAGUGACAUCGUCACCUCUGGACACUUUGGAAACACCUAUGACACCAGUGAUGGUGCAGAAUGUUCAAGUGACAUCGUCACCUCUGGACACUUUGGAAACACCUAUGACACCAGUGAUGGUGCAGAAUGUUCAAGUGACAUCGUCACCUCUGGACACUUUGGAAACACCUAUGACACCAGUGAUGGUGCAGAAUGUUCAAGUGACAUCGUCACCUCUGGACACUUUGGAAACACCUAUGACACCAGUGAUGGUGCAGAAUGUUCAAGUGACAUCGUCACCUCUGGACACUUUGGAAACACCUAUGACACCAGUGAUGGUGCAGAAUGUUCAAGUGACAUCGUCACCUCUGGACACUUUGGAAACACCUAUGACACCAGUGAUGGUGCAGAAUGUCCAAGUGACAUCGUCACCUCUUGACACUUUGGAAACACCUAUGACACCAGUGAUGGUGCAGAAUGUCCAAGUGACAUCGUCACCUCUGGACACUUUGGAAACACCUAUGACACCAGUGAUGGUGCAGAAUGUCCAAGUGACAUCGUCACCUCUGGACACUUUGGAAACACCUAUGACACCAGUGAUGGUGCAGAAUGUCCAAGUGACAUCGUCACCUCUGGACACUUUGGAAACACCUAUGACACCAGUGAUGGUGCAGAAUGUUCAAGUGACAUCGUCACCUCUGGACACUUUGGAAACACCUAUGACACCAGUGAUGGUGCAGAAUGUCCAAGUGACAUCGUCACCUCUGGACACUUUGGAAACACCUAUGACACCAGUGAUGAUGCAUGAUGUCCAAGUGACAUCGUCACCUCUGGACAGUGUUACACCUAUGACACCUGUGAUGAUGCAUGAUGUCCAAGUGACAUCGUCACCUCUGGACAAAUGUCCAAGUGACAUUUUUACCUCUGGACACUUUGGAAACACCUAUGACACCAGUGAUGGUGCAGAAUGUUCAAGUGACAUCGUCACCUCUGGACACUUUGGAAACACCUAUGACACCAGUGAUGGUGCAGAAUGUCCAAGUGACAUCGUCACCUCUGGACACUUUGGAAACACCUAUGACACCAGUAAAUCCCAACAAAUGCAUGAUGCAGAAUGUCCAAGGGACAUCGUCACCUCUGGACACUUUGGAAACACCUAUGACACCAGUGAUGGUGCAGAAUGUUCAAGUGACAUCGUCACCUCUGGACACUUUGGAAACACCUAUGACACCAGUGAUGGUGCAGAAUGUUCAAGUGACAUCGUCACCUCUGGACACUUUGGAAACACCUAUGACACCAGUGAUGGUGCAGAAUGUUCAAGUGACAUCGUCACCUCUGGACACUUUGGAAACACCUAUGACACCAGUGAUGGUGCAGAAUGUUCAAGUGACAUCGUCACCUCUGGACACUUUGGAAACACCUAUGACACCAGUGAUGGUGCAGAAUGUUCAAGUGACAUCGUCACCUCUGGACACUUUGGAAACACCUAUGACACCAGUGAUGGUGCAGAAUGUCCAAGUGACAUCGUCACCUCUGGACACUUUGGAAACACCUAUGACACCAGUGAUGGUGCAGAAUGUCCAAGUGACAUCGUCACCUCUGGACACUUUGGAAACACCUAUGACACCAGUGAUGGUGCAGAAUGUCCAAGUGACAUCGUCACCUCUGGACACUUUGGAAACACCUAUGACACCAGUGAUGGUGCAGAAUGUUCAAGUGACAUCGUCACCUCUGGACACUUUGGAAACACCUAUGACACCAGUGAUGGUGCAGAAUGUCCAAGGGCCAUCGUCACCUCUGGACACUUUGGAAACACCUAUGACACCAGUGAUGGUGCAGAAUGUCCAAGUGACAUCGUCACCUCUGGACACUUUGGAAACACCUAUGACACCAGUGAUGGUGCAGAAUGUCCAAGUGACAUCGUCACCUCUGGACACUUUGGAAACACCUAUGACACCAGUGAUGGUGCAGAAUGUUCAAGUGACAUCGUCACCUCUGGACACAUUGGAAACACCUAUGACCCCAGUGAUGGUGCAGAAUGUUCAAGUGACAUCGUCACCUCUGGACACUUUGGAAACACCUAUGACACCAGUGAUGGUGCAGAAUGUUCAAGUGACAUCUUUACCUCUGGACACUUUGGAAACACCUAUGACACCAGUGAUGGUGCAGAAUGUCCAAGUGACAUAGUCACCUCUGGACACUUUGGAAACACCUAUGACACCAGUGAUGGUGCAGAAUGUCCAAGUGACAUCGUCACCUCUGGACACUUUGGAAACACCUAUGACACCAGUAAUGGUGCAGAAUGUCCAAGUGACAUCGUCACCUCUGGACACUUUGGAAACACCUAUGACACCAGUAAUGGUGCAGAAUGUCCAAGUGAUAUCGUCACCUCUGGACACUUUGGAAACACCUAUGACACCAGUGAAUCCCAACAAAUGCAGGAUGCAUGA
Haliotis rufescens (red abalone) is the source of this 3366-nucleotide messenger RNA. RefSeq lists its product as uncharacterized. The transcript has 2 exons. Lineage: Eukaryota; Metazoa; Mollusca; Gastropoda; Lepetellida; Haliotidae. The coding region runs from base 1 to 3366 and encodes 1121 amino acids. The record is from RefSeq and is a predicted model, not a curated record.